GUUAUUCUCUCGAUUACCGCUUCACGAGUUCUCUCGCGAUGCCUGUGAGUGAUAUGUGAGGUGUGUUCUUCUCUCCAUCGACACCGGUCGUCCUGCUGGAAAGAGAGGGAGUGGACAACGAACAUCGCGAACAAGAUGUUGCACGGGACGUGGCUGCAGUGGUCGAUGUUGCUGCUGUUGCUGCUAGGGACGCGGCUGCUGUUCGUGGUCGCUCAAUGCGGAUCGUUCACUCAGGACAGACAGGAAAAGGAAGACAAACAGGAUAAGCUGGCGCUGUACAAAGUCACUUUAAGGACUUACUGGUCGAGGGCGCGAUUUCCGCGACAUUAUCCCGAAUGGAAGCCACCAGCUCAGUUCGGCAAGCUGAUCGGUCGAACACACGAUUCCACCUACACGCUGUACAGAUUAGGCGAAAGGCUGUCCAGCGGUGUGAGGCUGUACGUGGAGACCGGAAGAACAGACGGUUUAGACACGGAUGGAGACUCGCCAAACAGUCUACAUUCGUUCACAGGGCCACCUGUACCCCAGGGAGAGGGAACGAGCAUCGCUAGGGCGUUCUUGGAUGGGAAUCACACUCUGAUCAGCAUCAUGGCGCGCAUCAACCCCAGCCCUGACUGGUUCAUGGGUGUCGACUCCUUCCAGCUGUGCGUGGAGGGCAAUUGGGUCGAUACGGUCACCGUCGAGCUGGAUCCGUUGGACGGCGGAACGGAUAACGGGUUCACAUUCACCGCUGCCAACUGGCCCACGCAACCACAAGGAAUCGCAUACAGGAUCACGUCACGAUAUCCGGCACAUCCCGCGGGAAGCUUUUAUUAUCCGAAUCUGUCUAGGCUGCCGCCUAUAGCCACUCUCACGUUUACCAAGCUACGAGAGUACACGCUGACCGAAACGUAUCACGAAGACGACGUCGAGGUGGAGUUCGUCAGCAACGACAAUCUACUAGCGAACAGUCCGACCCCCAGGGGGACCGAUCCGAACAGAGAACUGAACGAGGCCAUCGCUGAGGAGAGGAAGGAAAUGGACACUCAGAGAUACAGGUACUGGACGACGACCGGAAGCGGUCAGGUGGUAACAGACGUUCCGCGAGACAACAAGGCAGCGAUAAUGGACAGCAUAGCCUCCUCUUACGCGCUACAAAGGCCAAGACUUCCGCCAACGCCAUCGCCGAAGGUUCAGAAAUUCGACAGCAAGACAGGCUGGCCCUACUAUCAAAAGUACAAACAGACAGCGGAAGCGCAGAAGGCACAGAUCUUCGAGGAUAUACAGAGGAAGAUGGCGAACGCGACAAGUGGAAAUAGUCUUGGUCAUUCGUGGAAUUCCACGGAUAUCACGACUCAACGUCAGCACAGGCUCAGAAUGAAACAUCACAGAUUAACGUCGAAAGGGAAACGAUUGAGAACGCGUCCACCGAGAGACUGCAAAGUUGGCGAAUGGGGUCCUUGGAGCGCGUGCAGUCGCAGCUGCGGGGUAGGUGAGACCCAGAGGACGCGGAAGAUCACGAUAAAACCGCGUCGCGGUGGAUUGUCGUGUCCGCCGUUGAAAGAAACGAAAUGGUGCGGCAGCAUAAACCCUUGCUCAGACGGGAAAUCCAUCGUGGACAGCUUACAAUGGUAGUCGUUGACUCUAUCGAAGGCUAUCCCGGAAAACGAGAGCCAAUUGACUCGAGAACACGAUUCACCCUGAACAAUCUAAAACGGAGGAGACAGAGAGGACCGAUGGUCCUUGCGGAGGAAGGAGAUAUCUCUAGGCGAACGCGGUUUGGAUCGUCAUUAGUGGUCCCGUUAGAUCGCGUCAAUAACGUUAUCGGUAGUCGUAGCACCAAAGAUUUCGCACG
Habropoda laboriosa is the source of this 1834-nucleotide messenger RNA. RefSeq lists its product as uncharacterized. Gene Ontology annotation, cellular component: extracellular matrix. The record is from RefSeq and is a predicted model, not a curated record. The coding region runs from base 136 to 1614 and encodes 492 amino acids. The transcript has 7 exons. Gene Ontology annotation, biological process: cell adhesion. NCBI's taxonomy places the organism in Eukaryota, Metazoa, Arthropoda, Insecta, Hymenoptera, Apidae.